Molecule: messenger RNA, 561 nt
Organism: Hymenoscyphus albidus
Lineage: Eukaryota; Fungi; Ascomycota; Leotiomycetes; Helotiales; Helotiaceae
Source: the annotation of a GenBank genome assembly
AUGGAAAACAUCUACCAACCAACAGAUAUUCCCAUCAUCAACGCACCCCACAACACCAUUCUUAACCCACAUUAUCACGGCCUCAUUCGAUUCUGUGUCGACUCCGCAAGUGAAGGGAUCAGAUGGCUGACCGCAAUCGGAACUGCCAACGCCUCCCACAUCACCAGAGUGCGCAUCUCCAUCCCUUCCGGAUACAACUGGUUGGACCUUGACAAACCACUUUCAGGGCACCAGUGGUGCGACUUCUUUGCGCUUUUAGUGAAGCGGGCACCCAGACUGCGGGAGGUGGUAAUAUUUUGGGAUUGUGAUGUUCACGAGUGGAAGGAGGGCUUUUUGGGUGGGGGAAGUGAUCCAGAUAUGUGUUUGGCGUUGGAGGAGUUGGGGAGGUUGCAUGAGUUGGUUUUCGCGGGGUUUUACGAUGAGGAGUGGCCGGUGUUUUUUGGUGAAAGGGUUGGCUUGAAGGUUACUGAGGUGAAGAGGGAGUUGGAGAUGAGGAGGGAGUUGAGUUUGGCAGAGAAGAUGUAUUUGGAUAAUCUAAGACUGUUUAGGAAACGGUCAUGA